UGGAAUGCUCAUGAGGGGUGAAAAAUAGUGUGUGAAAAUUUGAUAAUCAAAAAUUAUUUCUUGGAUAUUCAAUUUUUUUUCAAAACUUCUCAACAUAAAAAAUGAUUGGAUUUCACACAAUUGUGUUAUUAAGCUGCAGUUGCGGACUUUUUAUGAGUGCGGCGACAGCAGAUGUGAUUGAACUCAAUGACAAGUUCCUUGAUAUCUACAAAGAGGGGCAAUGGCUUGUGAUGAUGUACGCCCCUUGGUGCUCCCACUGCCAGAGACUGCAGCCAAUUUGGGCUCAUGCCGCCCAAAAUCUUGCAGCAACUUCCAUUCAAGUUGGAAAAUUGGAUUGCACAAAGUACACUAAUGUUGCUCAACAAUUUGAAGUCCGAGGAUUCCCCACAAUUUUAUUUACAAAAGGAGGAAAAACAACGAUUUACACCGGCGAUCGGAGCCACAAGGAAAUCGUUAAAUUCGCUGUACGCCUCAACAGUCCUCCAGUGCAGGAGAUCACAAGAACCGAGAAUUUCAAUAAAAUCCAAAACUUCCUGGAUCUCUACUUCUUAUACGUUGGGGAGAGAUCCGGUGAUCUCUGGGAUAUUUACCACCGAACAGCCGAGGUCUUCCAGCCCUUCACAUUUUUUUACCAAGUUAAUGAAACAUUGGUAGAUACUCACCAACAAUUCACGAAAGUCCCCUCAAUCCUCGUUUACAAGGAAAAUGUUAAUUACAAAUUUACAGGAGAUAAUGAAGACGAUCCCGAUAAACUGAACAGCACAUUUUAUAAUUGGGUGAAUAGAGAGCGAUUUCUCAUGUUUCCAGAGGUGACUCGAGGUACCAUAAAUCAAUUAUUCCUCACGAAGAAGUACUUGGUGCUGGCUGUGGUGGAUGAAAAUGAAUUUGGAGAUGUAGAUCCAGAUAUGUUGGAAUUACGUACUGCUGUUGAGUCUGUAAUUCAGAAAAAACGAGAAAAAUAUCACGACAACUUUCAAUUCGGUUGGACAGUGAAUUCUGAGUUAGUGAAUAGCAUUGCACUGAUGGAGAUACCGAGACCUAGCUUAAUCGUGAUAAAUACAAACACCUCUCAUUACCACAUACCAGAUGACAACCCAUCAACAUUAGAUUCUCAUGCCAUUGAAAUUAUCCUCGAGCAAAUCAGGAAUGGCACUGCCCCAAAGUACGGAGGGAACAGUAUUUUAGUGCAAGUUUACAGAUUGUGGUUCGAUUUGAAGAUUACCCUCAUCGGAAUGUUUAGAGCAAAUGCUAUUUUGACUGUUGUCCUCUUGGGACUUCCCACUCUGUUCUUCUCAUUGAUUUUUUAUAUUAUCUGUUGUCCUAAUGUUGUGAGUGAUGAGGACGUCGAAGAGGAGGAGAAAUCCAGCGUUCAUCCCCAUUCGGAAUAAAACGAGAAACGAAUUACAAACAAAUUGCUGAUCAAAUAAGUCGACGUGUACAAGUGAUUUCGUACCUGAGAGACAUUAAAUUUUUUCCCCUAAAGGAUUAUAUUAUCACCCAAAUUACCAAAGUACCCAAAUUAAAAUAGAUUUUAUUGUUUAGAAAGGCAUUGGUUUUUAGAUUCCUGGGGCCUAUGAUUGCCAUUACAAU
Messenger RNA from Fopius arisanus, 1590 nucleotides. Its product is annotated as protein disulfide-isomerase TMX3-like. The transcript is spliced from 4 exons. Gene Ontology annotation, biological process: peptidyl-cysteine oxidation. Bases 102 to 1388 code for a protein of 428 amino acids. Lineage: Eukaryota; Metazoa; Arthropoda; Insecta; Hymenoptera; Braconidae. Gene Ontology annotation, cellular component: endoplasmic reticulum. The record is from RefSeq and is a predicted model, not a curated record. Gene Ontology annotation, molecular function: protein disulfide isomerase activity.